UCCGUCGUGGGAGACGAAGUACUACUUUUCACAUAGAUUUUUAAGAGUCCCGUGCGCCUCAUUUUUUAUAUCAGUCUGUGGUAGGUACCUAGGUCAUGGAAUUAGUAGGUACUACGUAGGUAGGUACAACCUACUAAUUCCAUGACAUAAGUACGGAACUCGGCUGUCUGGUUGGCAGGAGUGGCAGGCAGGCAACAUAAAUAUCUGAAACUAAAGUGAAGUGACUUGCGAUUGCUUGCGAUGUACCUAGUGGCGGGCUGGCGGGAAAGUAGAAAUAUUUUUUUGAGAAAAGAUAGUACCUACUAGUACCUACCCUUGUUUAUUUUUAUACAAAUCACGAACACAAAAAAGAAACAAAAACAUUCAGUCACAUUCAUCACAAUACGUGCAAUAAGUGCAAUUAAUAUCUACCUAUCAUGGAUCAAGAAAAAAUGAUCCAAGAAAUAUUUGAAAGUGAGAAAUAUAAAUCUCUACCCGCAGAGGUAUCUUUACCAGCAUUAUUAAAAGAUAUAAAUGCAUUGUUACAAUAUAAAGUCGACAACAUGGAAUCUGUGUUGUUAGGCGUCGUUGACACUGAUUUUUUGGAUGAGGUCAGAAAUAACCUGAAUGAUUUACUGCCGUUGUAUUUUGGUAAAACCAUAAGGGAUUUAAAGUGCAUUAUUCAAGAUGAUACCUUCCGAGAACAUGAACUUUAUUUUCGUUAUAAUGGACCUAAAAAGUUAUCAGUUAGUAAGAUAUCAAUUCCUUAUUCGCCACUUCAAGACCAAGUAUUUAGUUCCAUAAAAGACAUUAUUGUCACAUUUAAGAAACAUUUGAAUACUUUGCUCAACUAUUUUUAUCAAUUAGAUCGCAUAGAUCGAUUUUGUACUAUAAUGGAACCUAAAGAAUUGAGUUUCAAACAUGACCAUAGGAGAAUAUUACUUGAUGAGAGAACCUGGCUGCAUAUAGAGGUGACACCUGAAGGCCUUGGAACCAAUAUUCAUCUUGUUGGACAAGGCAAGCAGUGGAAUGAGAAGUUACAACAAGGAUUGUUGGCUUGGGAUCAUGACAAGGAUAUAGUAGAUAAUAUUAUGGCUGUUUUUGAUAUAAUGAACUUUCCUGCCUCAACUCUAAACAAAAUUGUUAGCAUAACACCAGUAGUACCCAAAAAGGCAGAUGAACCUGUUGCAGAUAUCAAAGUUUGCAAUAUAUGCCUCUGUGUGGAACUACCUGACAUGUCAGGAAUACCACAGCCUCUCUGCCAAAAUAUCCUAUGUGGUAUAUACUUUCAUAGAAAUUGUUUAUUUCAGUGGUUGGUGGCUUCUUCUGGUGGUCGAGCUCCAGCAUUUGGUGUGGUUACUGGUAGCUGCCCGAGUUGUCUUCAUUCUAUCUCCUGUAGUGAAAAAUAAAACUUUCUAAAGUUU
Molecule: messenger RNA, 1403 nt
Organism: Plodia interpunctella (Indianmeal moth)
Lineage: Eukaryota; Metazoa; Arthropoda; Insecta; Lepidoptera; Pyralidae
Gene: Fancl
Product: E3 ubiquitin-protein ligase FANCL-like
Exons: 4
Coding region: 417-1388 (323 amino acids)
Biological process (GO): protein monoubiquitination; interstrand cross-link repair
Cellular component (GO): nucleus; Fanconi anaemia nuclear complex
Molecular function (GO): ubiquitin protein ligase activity
Source: RefSeq, a predicted model, not a curated record